AUGUCAGGUAUCAUUAAGAUAUCUCAUCCCAUUACCGCCUAUGCGACGAUAGGAGGUCAAGGAAAUUAUUCAAUCAAUAGUAAAGUUCACAAAUUUGAUGACAACAAUAUGAUUAAAGGCGGUUAUGGGGGUGGAGGAAACGCGUAUAACUACUAUCUUUGCGAAAAUGACUAUGGUACAGGAAGUGGCGGUGGUCAAACCUCUGUCAAAUUCCUCACAAACGAUCUUUGGCACCGAGUGAUCGUGGCAGGUGCUGGAGGUUGGUCUGAUAAUUCAUAUACCGAAUCUAACUAUGUAGAUGAUGGAUCAGGCGGUUUAGGUGGCGGCUUUAUUGCCCAAGGUUAUUGGGUUGAUGGUGUCCUUAACUCAGAUCGAAUUGCGAAUUCCACUUUUGGUUUCACUUUCGGCUCAGGAGAAUCAGCUCGACAAAAAGGUUCGUUGAAUCCAUAUGGCCAGCAUGAUUAUGAUAUACUAGUCGAUAGACCAGGUGCUGGCAGCGGAUGGUUCGGAGGAUUUGCAGGUCACCAUGGAAAUGCAGGCUCGGGAGGUGGCAGUUCUUGGGCACUCUCUGCUGAAGCAAUCUUUCCAGAAGGAGAAAUAUAUGCAAAUGGAAGUUUUUACAAUGAAACCGAAAGUCACCCGUACUUCUUCAGUUUGAAUGAUGGGUAUGUUUUCACUGAAGUCAAAACAUAUCCAGGCGUUUGGGUUGGUAAUGGAAGACUUGUAAUCACCGUUCUCGAUAGUAUUAUCUGCCCAUCAUGUGCAUGUUUUAAUCGUAUUAGUUUUAUGUAUGAACUAUUGUUUGUUUUGGUUUUAGAAACAAAUGCUAAAUAA
Molecule: messenger RNA, 834 nt
Organism: Trichomonas vaginalis G3
Lineage: Eukaryota; Parabasalia; Trichomonadida; Trichomonadidae
Product: glycine-rich protein family
Exons: 1
Coding region: 1-834 (277 amino acids)
Source: RefSeq, a predicted model, not a curated record